Molecule: messenger RNA, 6880 nt
Organism: Danio aesculapii
Lineage: Eukaryota; Metazoa; Chordata; Actinopteri; Cypriniformes; Danionidae
Gene: map3k12
Product: mitogen-activated protein kinase kinase kinase 12
Exons: 14
Coding region: 297-2990 (897 amino acids)
Biological process (GO): JNK cascade; protein autophosphorylation
Molecular function (GO): JUN kinase kinase kinase activity; ATP binding
Source: RefSeq, a predicted model, not a curated record
GCGCCCCCUUGCGGCGUCAUACGGCGUGACGUCACUUCAGCACCGUAGAGGAGAAACAGCUCCUUCCGCUCGACUAAUGGACCCGAAUCCGUGACCGACCGAAAACACGACGAACAGGAGGAGAAACCGGAGGAGAAGCGGCAGAAAAGCAGCAGCAGCAGACCCGCGCGACAUUUGACGACCGACAUCAUCACCAUCAUCAUCAUCAUCCGGAGAGCAGAGGUGUGUUGACCUGCAGCGGUGCCCGUUCUGAAGGGUGGGUAACUCAGAGCUCCACCCGCACCCCUUCUGCCCCCAUGGCUUGUGUCCAUGAGCAGCAUGCCCCGUCCCCCUCCCUCUCCGGCUUUACCACACCACUCUCCGACCCGCCCUUCUGCCGUCCUGACCCUGAGGUUCCGGCCAGCACCCCGGACACUGAGCUGACCCCGACCCAGUGCGUGCUGCGUAACGUGCUGUCUAUUGACCCGGUGGGCGGCGGCAGCGGCACCCACAGCAACAGCCCCACCCUGAGCGAUGAGCCCACCAACUUCUCCAACAGCGUGCUGAAGCUGCAGGAGGGUGGAGCGGAGGGCGGAGCGGUGCGCAGCCAGGCCGACAGCUUCAGACUGCAGCCUGGCGGAGGAGGCUUCCUGGAGGGCCUGUUUGGGUGCCUAAAGCCCGUGUGGACCAUGAUCGGAAAAGCCUACUCUACUGAACACAAACAGAGCCAGGAGGAGUGCUGGGAGGUGCCGUUCGAGGAGAUCUCGGAGCUGCAGUGGGUGGGCAGCGGCGCUCAGGGCGCAGUCUUCCUGGGCAAGUUUCAUGGAGAGGAAGUGGCAGUGAAGAAAGUCAGAGAUAUCAAGGAGACCGAGAUCAAACACCUGCGCAAACUCAAGCACCCCAACAUCAUCACCUUCAAGGGUGUGUGUACACAGGCUCCAUGUUACUGCAUCCUCAUGGAGUACUGUGCACAGGGUCAGCUGUACGAGGUGCUGCGUGCAGGCCGGAAGAUCACGCCGUGCCUGCUGGUGGACUGGGCCAUGGGCAUCGCCGGUGGCAUGAACUACCUGCACCUGCACAAGAUCAUCCACAGAGACCUCAAGUCUCCAAAUAUGCUGAUCACACACGAUGACCUGGUGAAGAUCUCCGACUUCGGCACGUCUAAAGAGCUCAGGGAUAAAAGCACCAAGAUGUCGUUUGCUGGCACCGUGGCCUGGAUGGCACCGGAGGUGAUACGGAACGAACCCGUGUCUGAGAAAGUGGACAUCUGGUCAUUCGGUGUGGUGCUGUGGGAGAUGCUGACCGGGGAGAUCCCCUAUAAAGAUGUGGACUCGUCCGCUAUCAUCUGGGGUGUCGGAAACAACAGCCUGCAGCUCCCUCUUCCAGACAGCUGCCCUGAUGGGUUCAAGAUCCUGCUCAGACAGUGCUGGAACUGUAAGCCCAGGAACAGGCCAUCGUUCAGGCAGAUUCUGCUUCAUCUGGACAUCGCUUCUGCAGACGUGCUGUCCACCCCACAGGAGACAUACUUUAAAUCUCAGGCAGAGUGGCGAGAGGAGGUGAAGCAACACUUUGAGAAGAUUAAAUCUGAGGGCACAUGUCUGCACCGUCUGGAUGAAGAGCUGAUCAACCGGCGCAGAGAAGAGCUCAGGCAUGCGCUGGACAUCAGAGAGCACUACGAGAGGAAGCUGGAGAGGGCCAACAACCUCUACAUGGAGCUCAAUGCAGUAAUGCUUCAGCUGGAGCUCAAGGAGAAGGAGCUGCUCAGGAGGGAACAGUGUCUGGAUAAGAAGUACCCUGGUCUGUUCAAGCAUCACACCUCAAACACAGUGGACAAACUCAUCAAGAAGAGAAGCGUCCCACAGAAACUGCCACCUCACGGCAAGAGACCGGACCUCCUGCGCUCAGAGAUCAUCCUCCCCAAGAUGGAUGCCGGAGUGCUACAGGUGACCGUCCCACCAUGUUCAAACCGAGGGUCUACCUCACCCAGUCGGGCACGCAGGGUCAAAACCCGUCACCGGCGGGGCGGCAGGGGGAGCAGCGGGGAUCUAUCCGGACCCAAGCACCCUUCUGCCCCUGCCAGCCGAGAGCGCGAGCCUGUAGCCAACACGCCUCCGCCUGCUGCGCCCAUUGCCGAGAACGUUUCCGGAUCCACCAUGAGGGAGGGUCAGCUGGAGCCACCACCGCUGAAGCUGUCCUCAUCCAGCCCGGACCUGCUGAGCUCCACCCGUCGGGUCGAAGACGGUGUCAGUGGAGCCGCCACACCUGAAACCAUGGGCCGGGACCCCCGCGGGGGCGCAGAGGCAGGCGCCGGGCUGGACGAGACUCCACCCAGAAGUGACACGGCCAGUGAGGACGCGGCGUCGCUGCCAUUCUCCAGCAGCCCAGACUCCCCCUGUUGUGGGCGGAGCGGCGCCGUGGGCAGACCGCAGGCAGAGGAGCGGGAGGAGGGCCCCGGGGCUGUGCGGCUGCCCAGAGGAUCCAGUGGGAGCCACCUGACGCCCUCCGCCAUACUGUACCGCGCUGCCAUCACACGCAAACAGCGACGUGGUGUUUCCUCAGAGGAGGAAGAGGGCGAGGUGGACAGUGAGGUGGAAUUACCAAGACGACGACGGCCAACCAGUAUAACCAAGUGCCAAUCAGUGUCCACGUUCAGCUCAGAGAACCUGUCGGUUUCAGAAGGCGAGGAGGGCCACACCACCGACCAUUCCCACAGCGGGACUCCAGACGUAGUCAGCACCAACACUGACGAGCGGCUGGACGACCGCAGCGAUGACCUGAUCUCGCAGGGCUCCGAGAUCCCUGUGGACAUCACAGACCCAACCCUGUCUGAACGAGAGGCUGCUGCCCUCGAACAGGAGAGGGCCAACUUUGACCUGGAACAAAACAUCCUGGAGACGCGUGCGCUCUGUGAGGACUCGGACUGUGACAGCGCUGAACUGGACCAGUCUGGCAGCGGAGAGCCGAGCCGUCCCCCGAGUGCUGGAGGCUGGGGCCAGGGUCCGCAAAACUGAGGCGCGCACACACAUAACCUGUGCAAUCAUGCACACACACAGACACACACACACACACUACACCAGCGCACAGUUUCACUUUUAGUUGCACCAAAGCGAAACUGACACGCAUUUAUGUGACACACGUGUGCGCACAGGAUAUCUGAGAAUCGCAACAGACACAAAAUGACUAGCCACCUAAAGAACAAACACACUGGUUGUACCCGCGGCGGGGUCGGACACUGCCUCGUGACCAGGACGUAGCCACGGAUAAUGUAGGCAGGAUUGCAGGAACUAUGUAAAAAGAUCAAUGCAAUGAAACACUUCAGGGCAUUCCCAAUAAUCAGCAAUGAUGUUUCCGUUCGGUUUACGCUGUUGUAGUGCAGACUGACCUCCUGGUGCUGCGUCAGCUCCGUUAAUGCCAGGAAGGCUUGCGGUUAGCGCUCGCAUUUAAAGUCAAAGACUGCGUCCGAAAUCCUCUACUCCAGUAUGAAGUGAAGUGAGCCUUGUCAACUGUGGCUUUCAUCCACUGCUUUUAAUCCAUUCAAGUGCACACACAAACACGUUUUGAGCGCUGGGUCUCCUCAGCUGGGUAUGGAAGACGGAGAGAGUGCCGUUCCAUUCCUGCUGGGACUGACAAUUGCAACCUUUCAAUUACAAAUCCAGCCAAUAGCGUGUUGUUCUCCUCACAGCUCUGCCAGUGAGAGUGGUUAAGCUCAAGUGCAUCAGAUGAGCAGCCAAUGAGAAGAAGGGGGCGGGGCAUGUCAGACACUAGAGAGCAUUUGAUUGGUCAGAAGAUUUAAUGAGAAACUGAAGUAUGAGGAGACGGCAGAUAAAAUUAUUGCUCCAUUUAGGCGGAAGAGACACACUGCAGACUGUAGAUGUUUAUAUCAGGUUAAUGUCUUCUACAUGUGAAUGUUUUGGAGACUCUGGAUUGUAGAUAUGCCUAAAACUACUGAUAUUAACAUCUAAUUUCACUAGACUUUUACCGCAGUUGGGCUCUUCUCGCCAUACUAUGAUGAAUUCGGCCAUACUGCUCGGCUCACAUACUGUUUUACACAUCCUAUACAGUAUGAAGUAUGUGAUUUCGGACGCAGCUCAAGUCUUGGCUGAAUCUUCCCAGGAAUGUAUAGUUGUGGAUGAAACUCCUGACGGCAGGAAUCUUCAUCCUUCAGCCUGGAUCAGGUAGUUCUGCCAAAACUGUACUUCAUUAAGCAGUUUAGACAUGACGUACACAUGAUCAGGUCUGACUUCACCACUACACUACCUGACAAAGGUCUUGUGAUCGAUCUCAGUUAUAAGAGCAGCACAUAAUACCUGGACUUCUAGUUGAUCAUAAAGUGUCAGAAGGUGGAUUUCUCUGAUCAAUCAUCUGUUGAUCUGCAUCUCAAUCAUCACCAAUACUGCAGAAGACCUACUGGAACCAGCAUGGAGCCAAGAUUCUCACAGAAAUCAGUCAAGUUUGGUGAAGGAGAAAUCAUGGUUUGGGUUAUAUUCAGUAUGAGGGUGUGCGAGAGAUCUGCAGAGUGGAUGAUCAACAUCAACAGCCUGAGGUAUCAAGACAUUUGUGCUGCCCAUUACAUUACAAACCACAGGAGAGGGACAAUUCUCCAGCAGGAUAGCGCUCCUUCUCAUACUUCAGCCUCCACAUCAAAACUGAAAGCAAAGAAGGUCAAGCUGCUCCAGGAUUGGCCAGCCCAGUCACCAGACAUGAACAUUAUUGAGCACGUCUGGGGUAAGAUGAAGGAGGAGGCGUUGAAGAUGAACACAAAGACUCUUGAUGAACUCUGGGAGUCCUGCAAGAAGGCUUUCUUUAGUAAGUCAGACCUUGCUGUCCUGAUUAAAUAAUUAAAUAAAGGCAUGAUCAGAUUUUAUUGUGCUCAAAUAAGCAUAAUCUAGAGGCCUUUGGCUUUCAUAUGAGCCACUUCUGAUACCAAAUGAUCAACUAGAAGUCAAGUUAUGAUCUGUUAUUCCUAAAACUUGGAUAGGCAAGACGUAGUAGGCAAGGUAGUGUAAACUGCAGAAAACACACUUCUUAUGUCGAGUUUUGUCUUAUUUCUAGUCCAAAUAUCAGAAAAUUCUGAAAUCAAGAAGCAUUUCUAGACAAGUUUUAAAGAAUAACAUGUCAAAAUCAAGUGAAAUUUUCCUUAAAACAAGCUAAAUAAUCAAUAGUGAGACAAUAAUAAAGUAAUAAAGACAAUAGUGAGUAAAAUAAUCUUGUUUUUCUCUUGACAUGAAAUGAUUCUGCUAGUUUUAAUGAGAAACUCUCUUCAUUUUGACUCAUUUCUCAGAGCAACACUAUAUAUGUUGUGCUUGUCUAGAAAACACUGACUGAUUUAAGAAUUUAUCCAUAUCUGGACUAAAAACAAGACAGAAACUCUAAUAAGAAAAGCAUUUUAGCAGUGUAUAUACAGACGCUUCCUUUUCAAGCAUUUACAAGGUGCAGACGACAGAUAGACAGACGUGACUUGACUAUAAUGCCCUGAAAUAAUGUAAAUAUCUAUUUAGUAAAGCUAUUCUAAGAGUACAGAAAUAACAUUUAUUUGUAAAGGGAUAAUUCACACAACACUUCUGUCAUCAUUUACACGCCUGUUGGAGUUUCAUUCCUCUAGUAAACACAAAAGAAGAAACACUGUAAGAAGCAUCUGCUAAUGAACACUUUCUGUGUUGUGUGUUUAUUUACAGUGGUGAACUGCAUUAUGGGAUGUUGAUCUCUGCUCUGUCCACUUCUGAUGCUGUAAAUUCAACUCUACAGUUUAACAAAGUGACUUUUAUUGACAUUUUAGUGGAUUGAAAUAAUCUAAGAGAUAUAAUAUGUAGAGAAAUAAGUGUGUAAGAGAAUAGAGAAUGAGCUGCAGUUUAUCACAAGGCUUCUGUAGUGUAAUAUACAACACCAACACACACAAUAUAGCACUGCACACUAUUACACAUGUGCAGAACACACACUUUACACACUUAUCAAGGUUAAAAGGUGUUGGAGGAAAGAUCAAGAUCUCAUAAUGUAACUCAGAGGCAGAAAUAAAUGAGGAAAAUGAGGCACAAAAUACAGAAACUGCUCAUUUCUGGACAUUUUUAUAGUGUAUUCUUGUAAAAUCUGGUUGAUUAUGAGUCCAUUCUUUGAGGAAAAGACUAAAACUUGUUUUUGAGCUGGUUUGAACGCUCUUGAGGGACAGUAAAUAGCGAGUACAUUAUCAUUUUAGUGUGAACUAUCCCUUUAACACAGCAGAAACACAUUCAGAAUAAUACAAGGUCCCGUGUGUAUGACUCUCCAGAGCUCGUGCCACUUUACCACGGCAGAUCACACUGACUGGAGAUCAGCGCAUGUGUGUGUGUGUGUACAUGUACAGUUCUAGACUUCACACACACACACACAGAAAUGUAAAUGAUUUACGAUGAGAUGGAGGAAUCGGCUCCAGCUCUUACCUCUCAGAUUGUCUUUCGAUACUCUUUUCUUUCAUAGGGACAUGCAAUAUGUACAUUUCAGCCGAUGGGGAGAAAGCACUUUUAUUUUCUGCACUGUACAUAACGUAUAAAUGACAGUAAAUGUAAUGGAUAUGAAUCUAGCUUGCCAGAUGUAGGUCCGAAAACAAACACAAAGGGUCCCGUUCCUGAAGAACUAAACGCAUGAGAUACAUUUGUAUGUACUUUAAUUUUUAAAGCGAUUGUUUUUAUACAUCUGGAGAAAUGUUUGCACCUUUUUUACCUUGAAUGUGUACUGAUGUUGUGUUGCUUGUAGGCACUUUACAGUAGGAUGUUUCUAUACAUGAUCACGUUCUCAUGUUGCACUGAAACAGAUGUAUUUAUGAUGAUGACCAUAGAUGCAAAUCCACCCGUUCAGGAGGACGGACGUGAAGACAAACGUUUAAAACUAGUACUUUACUUUACCUUCUGAUGAUGAUGAUGAUGAUGAU